This is a messenger RNA of Stereum hirsutum FP-91666 SS1, 1131 nucleotides long. RefSeq lists its product as uncharacterized. The record is from RefSeq and is a predicted model, not a curated record. Gene Ontology annotation, cellular component: cytoplasm; fungal-type vacuole; Golgi lumen. Gene Ontology annotation, molecular function: glutathione disulfide oxidoreductase activity. Bases 63 to 893 code for a protein of 276 amino acids. NCBI's taxonomy places the organism in Eukaryota, Fungi, Basidiomycota, Agaricomycetes, Russulales, Stereaceae. Gene Ontology annotation, biological process: cellular response to oxidative stress. The transcript is spliced from 3 exons.
GCCUCUCAACGAUGGCCCAUCGCAGGACCGACUCCCAACGCCAUCUCCCCCCGCCACUCGACAUGGCCCCGCCCUCAAAGGCUGCCCUCCCCCUCCUCCCCGUCGUCUACCACGCACUCGACUCCCCCUCCCGCUCUGCCUCAUCCUCCUCCCUCCCCUCCAUCGCAGACAUCAUCCACCCCCGCAAGUCCCGCCAACGCACCACCUUCGUCGCCCUCUUCGCACUCAUCAUCCUCUCCGUCUACGUCUUCCUCGUCGCACAGCCCGCCCUGUCCCCCAUCCCCCUCCACAAUGCAGACGACGACUCCACGCCCUGGAGGCACAUGGCCAACUCCUACAUCGAGAAGAACAAGCAUCGUCUCUCAGGCGCACCUUCACGUCCUCCCCAGAUCUCGCUCGACCCAGCACAGGAGCUCGCGGCACUGACGAGCUUCAUGGCCGCCCUCCCCCAGAACGUCAUUCCGUCUUCUGUCGACCCCUCGCUCCCAAUAGACCCCCAGCUCGUCCUCGACUUUGACACCCGCAGUCCCCGAGCAGAGUCGGAGAUCCAGGAGGUCGUCAUUGACGCCUGGAUGCGCAAUCCCGUCGUUCUCUUCUCCAAGGUCCACUCCCCUGUUUCAAGAGAGGUAAAAUCUCUUCUCCGAGAUAUGCACUUACGCCCAUCGCCCACGAUUUUUGAUCUUGACGAACGAGCCGACGCCCAAGUACUCGUCCCACUCCUUUAUCGUCUGACUUCCUCCGACUCUCUCCCCAUCCUCCUCAUCGGCGGCACCCCCGUAGGCUCAAUAGACGCCAUCCGCGAACUCGACGCCUCGGGGGAGCUCAAGAAGAUGGUGACAGAGGCUGGGGCAGUCAUCGACGGUGCCAAGCGGAAGAAAGGUCGUCGCUCAUGAGCAUGAAAUAUGGUUUCUUUUCCAAUCAAUCAAUGGUGAGCCGCGCUGCUAUCUCUCGGCCGUGCCUGAAUGAUAGAAUGAAAAAGCGCUAACAAAUUGCUCCUUCUCUUCUCCCGUCGGCGUUUUUUUGAUCACUUCCAAUUGCCUUCCUCGACGUUGCAAAUCCCGGUGCACAGGCCCCCGUCAGCGUCCGUUCACGAUACAUACAACACAAGCACAUAUCAUAUACUCACCUUUU